UAAGCCCCGCCCCGUGAGUCGACGCGCCGCGACAGCGAUGGGGCCUGCAGGGUGCGCGGCUCGGCGGGUGUGGACGCUGCUGGGCCUCAGGGCCCUCUCCCCGGGCGCGGGGCCGGUGGCGGGCGCUGGGGCCCGGCUGCGGGCGCUGGCUCCGGGGCGGCUUCCCGCGGGACCAGCGCUUGGCCGGGUCUGCCUGACCCCCGACCGUGCGCGCGGCCUGCACGGCGGGCCCGGCCUGGAGGAGCGGACGGAGUGGGCAGCCGGCGCGGAGGAGGCCGCCGGCGAGGGGCGCCGGGAACCAGACGCCGCAGAUCACACGGGGCCCAAGUUUGACAUCGAUAUGUUGGUUUCGCUUCUGCGGCAAGAGAAUGCAAGAGACAUCUGCGUGAUCCGGGUUCCGCCCGAAAUGAGAUACUCAGAUUACUUUGUGAUCGCGAGCGGAACUUCCACCCGACACUUGCAUGCCAUGGCCUACUACAUCGUGAAAAUGUACAAAUUCCUAAAAAGUAAAAAUGAGCCUCAUGUGAAAAUUGAAGGGAAGGACACUGAUGACUGGCUCUGUGUGGACUUUGGCAGCAUGGUGAUUCAUUUGAUGCUUCCAGAGACCAGAGAAAUGUAUGAACUGGAGAAGUUAUGGACCCUGCGUUCUUAUGAUGACCAGUUAGCUCAGAUCGCACCUGAGACAUUACCUGAAGACUUCAUUCUUGGAAUAGAAGAUGACCCUUCUUCCCUGACUCCAAUGGAGUUCAAAUGUGAAUAAAAUACUGGUUUCCUCAUUUCA
Molecule: messenger RNA, 781 nt
Organism: Myotis daubentonii (Daubenton's bat)
Lineage: Eukaryota; Metazoa; Chordata; Mammalia; Chiroptera; Vespertilionidae
Gene: MALSU1
Product: mitochondrial assembly of ribosomal large subunit 1
Biological process (GO): negative regulation of translation; negative regulation of ribosome biogenesis
Cellular component (GO): mitochondrion
Molecular function (GO): ribosomal large subunit binding
Source: RefSeq, a predicted model, not a curated record